ACGAGAAUCGUAUCUUAGUUUUGACGAUGCGGUACUUGUUCUGAGUAAAAAUGUUAACGUUGUGCCUUUUAGCACUUAUAUCCUUCUCCGCUGCUGAAAAAUUUUCAUACAAUGGAUAUAAAGUUUAUGAAGUCACGCCAAAAACACUGGCAGAGGCUGAUUUAUUAGUCAAUUUCGAAGACGAUCUAAACUUUGAUUUUUGGUCGGAAGUACGUACCCUCGAUACAGCAGUUGAUGUAAUGGUUGCGCCUAUAGCUCAAGAGAGUUUCGAGGACGCGCUGAAAAGCGAAAACAUAGAAUAUGCAACACUUAUCGAAGAUGUGGACGAAAAAAUUCAAGAAGAAGAUUUGAGACAAGGGAGAUCUGCUACAGUGGAAACAGGAGAAGUAACUUUUACUGAAUAUAUGCGUCAUAACGAAAUACUUGCCUAUAUUGAUCAACUAGCCCAAGACUAUUCCAACAUAGCGACAACUGAAGUAAUAGGUAAAUCCUUCGAGGGUCGUGAUUUGACCGUGAUAAGAAUAUCAAAUGGCGGGGCUGACAACAAAUCGAUAAUAUUUAUCGAAGCCGCUAUUCACGCGAGAGAAUGGAUAGCCCCUCCUGUGGCCCUGUAUAUAAUAAACCAACUUGUUGAAAAUCCAUCUUAUGCAAACAUGUAUGAAGAUAUCGAAUGGGUUAUUUUUCCUGUCGUUAAUCCAGACGGAUAUGAAUAUACGCACACUGAUGUACGUCUUUGGAGGAAAACUCGUACACCAGCCACGAUCUGCUACGGUGUCGACGCCAACAGAAACUUCGACUUCCAGUGGAUGGUGACAGGAGCCAGCAAUUGGCAAUGCUCUGAAACGUACGCCGGGCGCUCGGCUUUCUCUGAAGUGGAAACGCAAGCCGUCAGAAACUUCUUUGACUCACACAGAGGUAGAAUCAAGCUGUUCAUCGACCUCCACAGCUACGGCAACUUGCUUAUGUACCCUUGGGGGUACACUUCUGAUCCCCCAGAAGAUGUGGAGGAACUCCAGUCUCUCGGAGAUAAAGUGAACGAUGCGAUCCAUACAGUUAGAGGUACCAACUAUACUGUAGGUACCGCAAGAUCUAUUUUAUACGCGACUUCUGGGGGUAGUCGAGAUUAUGCCAAAGCCUUUGGUGGCAUUGACUUAUCUUACACCAUUGAGCUGCCAGCAGGAGGGGAUGCUGGUUUCAAUCCGGAUGCUUCAGAGAUUGUUCCGGUUGUAACGGAAAUUUGGGAAGGGAUUAAGGUGUUUUAUGAGCAUGUUUUAGAGAAAUACGUAAAUAAUUGAUUAAUGUUC
Anoplophora glabripennis (Asian longhorned beetle) is the source of this 1304-nucleotide messenger RNA. Its product is annotated as carboxypeptidase B-like. Lineage: Eukaryota; Metazoa; Arthropoda; Insecta; Coleoptera; Cerambycidae. Gene Ontology annotation, biological process: proteolysis. Gene Ontology annotation, molecular function: zinc ion binding; metallocarboxypeptidase activity. The transcript has 5 exons. The record is from RefSeq and is a predicted model, not a curated record. Bases 51 to 1295 code for a protein of 414 amino acids.